CCUACUGUCCUCGUCGGCAACGGAGGCUACACUGCCGCAUCUGGCCUUCUAACAGUGCAAGACGACCUGGCCGACGCAAUCUCAUACGGCCGGCGCUUCAUCUCCAACCCCGACCUCGUCCAACGUCUUCGUCUGGGACAACCACUCAGUCCCUACGAUCGGGACACUUUUUACACCCAUGGCGCUGAAGGAUACACCUCCUACAGCAACUUUGAGGAGCACAAGAGA
This is a messenger RNA of Fusarium redolens, 228 nucleotides long. RefSeq lists its product as uncharacterized. Gene Ontology annotation, molecular function: oxidoreductase activity; FMN binding. The annotation marks the transcript as partial. The record is from RefSeq and is a predicted model, not a curated record. The transcript has a single exon. NCBI's taxonomy places the organism in Eukaryota, Fungi, Ascomycota, Sordariomycetes, Hypocreales, Nectriaceae.